This is a messenger RNA of Triplophysa dalaica, 3980 nucleotides long. It is a transcript of the gene fermt2, whose product is annotated as FERM domain containing kindlin 2. Gene Ontology annotation, biological process: cell-matrix adhesion; integrin-mediated signaling pathway. The coding region runs from base 263 to 2344 and encodes 693 amino acids. Gene Ontology annotation, molecular function: integrin binding. The record is from RefSeq and is a predicted model, not a curated record. Gene Ontology annotation, cellular component: extrinsic component of cytoplasmic side of plasma membrane; focal adhesion. The transcript has 17 exons. NCBI's taxonomy places the organism in Eukaryota, Metazoa, Chordata, Actinopteri, Cypriniformes, Nemacheilidae.
CACACACACACACACACACACAGUGAGAAAGACACACACGCAGAAAGAAAGAGAGAGUGAACGAGAGAGCGCUAGCGGCCACUGGACUCCAUUAACGCGAAUCCCGUCAGGAGGUCCGCCGCAGGACUUUAACACUUUUUUCCCGGAUUUUUCCCCAUGAAAGGAUUAAAUAGGCGUCUGAAGAAAAGAAAACUCGCUGACUGUUGAAGUUCUGGACGUUUAAUCGGUGUUGCGUGGAUUUCAUUCGGUGUAUUGGUGAAGGAUGGCGUUGGAUGGUAUACGAAUGCCAGAUGGCUGCUAUGCAGACGGCACAUGGGAACUGAAGAUGCAUGUGACUGACCUCAAGAGGGAUGUGUCGCUGAGAGUCACCGGGGAGAUUCACAUCGGCGGUGUGAUGCUCAAACUCGUGGAGAAACUCGAUGUGAAGAAGGAUUGGUCUGAUCAUGCCCUGUGGUGGGAGAAGAAGAAGACCUGGCUGCUGAAGACUCACUGGACUCUUGAUAAGUACGGCAUUCAGGCCGACGCCAGGCUGCUGUUCACGCCGCAGCACAAGCUGUUACGGCUGCAGCUGCCCAACAUGAAACACAUGAGGGUAAAAGUCAACUUCUCUGACCGCGUCUUCAAGGCUGUGUCCGACAUCUGCAAAACCUUUAACAUCCGUCAUCCUGAGGAGCUCUCUCUACUGCUCAAGCCACGCGACCCGAAGAAGAAAAAGAAAAAGCUGGAGGAAGCUGAGGAGGAGACGCUGGAGCUAGAUGGACCCCUGCUCACCCCGGGAUCAGAUGUAAUAUACAUUGGACCGGUGAAAGGAAGCAUCUACUCCAGUCCUGGACUUUACAGCAAAACCAUGACACCUACUUAUGACUCUCGUGAUGGCAGUCCUCUGUCUCCCACCACAGCGUGGUUUGGAGACAGCCCGCUGUCAGAGGGCAAUCCCAGCAUCCUCGCUGUUAGCCAACCCAUCUCCUCACCUGACAUUGUGGUUAAGCUCUAUAAAUCACAGACUUUGUUGGACAAGGCCAAGAUUAACCAGGGGUGGCUGGAUUCCUCGAGAUCACUGAUGGAGCAGGACGUGAAGGAAAAUGAGGUGCUUUUACUGCGGUUCAAGUAUCACAGCUUCUUCGACCUCAAUCCUAAGUAUGAUGCCAUCAGGGUGAACCAGCUGUACGAACAGGCGAAGUGGGCCAUCCUGCUGGAGGAGAUCGAAUGCACCGAGGAAGAGAUGAUGAUGUUUGCCGCUCUACAGUACCACAUCAACAAGCUGUCCAUCAUGUCUUCAGACAAUCACAUGAACAACAGCGAGAAGGAGGUGGAUGAGGUGGACGCUGCUCUGUCAGACCUGGAGAUCACGCUGGAGGGAGGAAAGACUUCCAACGCGCUGGGUGACAUCACAUCUAUUCCUGAAUUGGCUGACUAUGUGAAAGUCUUCAAACCAAAGAAACUCACCCUUAAAGGAUACAAGCAGUAUUGGUGCACGUUUAAGGACAUCACAAUCUCCUGCUACAAGACUCGCGAGGAGGCGCACGGCACACCAGCACACCAGAUGAACCUGAGAGGUUGUGAAGUCACACCAGAUGUGAACAUCUCGGGUCAGAAAUUCAACAUCAAACUGCUAAUCCCUGUAGCGGAUGGUAUGAAUGAGAUCUGGCUGAGAUGUGAUAUGGAGAAGCAGUACGCUCAGUGGAUGGCCGCCUGUCGCCUGGCCUCUAAAGGGAAGACCAUGGCAGACAGUUCUUACAACCUGGAGGUUCAGAACAUUCUGUCCUUCCUGAAGAUGCAACACCUGAACCCGGACCCACAGAUCAUAGAGCCCAUCACCACAGACAUUAACCCUGAGUGUCUGGUGUCACCACGCUACCUGAAGAAGUACAAGAACAAGCAGCCAGGCUUUGUCAGGGACCUGAUUUCUGCCCGUAUCCUGGAAGCCCAUCAGAAUGUGGCACAGAUGAGCCUGAUUGAGGCAAAGAUGCGCUUCAUUCAGGCCUGGCAGUCCUUGCCAGAGUUUGGAAUCACCCAUUUUCUUGCCAAGUUUCAGGGGGGAAAAAGGGACGAGUUGAUCGGCAUCACCUACAACAGACUGAUCCGCAUGGACGCUGGCACAGGAGACGCCAUCAAGACUUGGCGCUUCAGUAACAUGAAACAGUGGAACGUCAACUGGGAGAUAAAGAUGGUCACGGUUGAGUUUGCCGACGAGCCCAGUCUGUCUUUCAUCUGCGCGGAAGUCGACUGCAAAGUGGUGCACGAGUUCAUCGGCGGCUACAUAUUCCUGUCCACACGUGCCAAGGACCAGAACGAAUCUCUAGAUGAAGAGAUGUUCUACAAGCUGACCAGCGGUUGGAUUUGAGCUCUGCUUAUCCUUUAGCAUCGGGGAAGGGGACUGACUUUAUUUUACUUUAACACUUGUUCUUUUUUUUGAACUACUCCAACAUGGUCACAUCAUAAUUGCUUAAAGACUGACAUGUUUGUUGCAUUUGCGCUCCUAAAUGCGUGCAUAACACUAGCCUGAUAGAAGAUUGACUGUCCCCAAGUUUCUUUGAGAAGAAAGUUUUUGAAGAAAAAAAAACGGUUUACUGCGUCUCCCCAGCAAUGAUUGAGCUGUCAGAAUGAAACAAUAGUAGUUAUGGCUAGCACGAUAUAUGUAUGAUCUUUCACCCCGAAUAGAAAUAUGCCAGCUUUGUGCACCAAGAAAAUGCCAAUUUAUUUAUUUAUCACAAACUUUUGUUACAUUUACAUUGUUUCUGGAUAUUUGUUGGAUGCUGCAGUGCUCAUUGUGCCUAUUAAUCUUUUAUAUUCUAACUGCAGUGCAUUCAUGUCAGACACUACAGAAGGAACUUGUUACACUUGUUGUGAUGUUGCUGCUUGUGAAAAGAUGAAUGAAGGAUAUAACACUACAUCAAUUCAGUCUGAUCAUGAGAUGAAGUCAUUAGUAAGCACUUCUACCGUCUUUGCAUCUAUAAGCUUUAGUAUGAAGUGUCCUUGUUUGUAUGGGGUGCGAACGUACCUCUGCUUUUAGCUGUCAUGUGUGUUCAACACUAAAUUUUAGGACAUAUCUUUUUUUACACUAUUGACGGUGGGUCACCCACUUUUUUUGUAGCGAAUGGCUUCCAAUGCAGCAACAUAGGAGAACGGUCAUGAAGAAUUGAAUCUGUUCCUCAAAAAGAUUAUUUUGAAGGUCAUUGAUUUCCAUAUGUAGGAGUUUUCUUUUUUCUUUCUAUGAAGCUAUUUUAUUAUCACCAAUAUAGUAUUAUUCAAAAAGCAGUUCUUUAAAAUGCACCAGCGAUAGGUCACUGUAAAAAAAAACAAUAAAAACAUCCAUUUCCAUUUUUUCUUUUCAACAUGAAGGAACGCUAAAUGAAGUAUACGUUUUUGUAUCUAAUGUAAAAACACAGGUUUUAAAGAAUUGUACAGUUAUGUUGCUGCUUUUUUCUGUCAUUUUUCGGAAGUGUAUUUUUUCCAGAAAGAGGGAAAAAAGCCAUUUUUUGAGAAUCAUUUAGAAUCUGAUGCCUUCGAUGUUACGGUCUAACUGACUUUUAUAAAUAUAUAUAUAAAUGCAUAUGAAGAAAUGGGAAAUGUUUUAAGCUUCUGGUUGGAAUAAAAUAAUUUAGAUAAUUUUAUAUCUCUGAUAUGAGGAGCUUUUGAUUUUUUUCCUGUUGUGUUUGUUGCCUUAACUGACAAAUAAAUGUCCAUAUUCGUUUGAUGCGACUGCUGAAACGCAUGUCCUUUAAGAACGUGUUUCCUACACUUAAACACUAAUCAAGUGCAGCAGAUUCUGUUUUGUAUUUUCUGUGACUUUUGUAGAGCAGCACGUAUUGUCAGUAUUUUUCAUUGUUUCCCAUAUGAAGGUGGUUUCAGCAGUUAGGCGUUUUGGUUUAGUUUUGUUUCCUCAGAUGCCAGCAGUGUAUUGCAUGGCCUGCUGUUUUAUGAUUGUAAAAUGCCAUUUACCUAAAGAAAGAAAUAAUAAAAUCAUUUUAUUUAAAAUA